Molecule: messenger RNA, 2138 nt
Organism: Diprion similis
Lineage: Eukaryota; Metazoa; Arthropoda; Insecta; Hymenoptera; Diprionidae
Gene: CarT
Product: carcinine transporter
Exons: 12
Coding region: 51-1991 (646 amino acids)
Biological process (GO): transmembrane transport
Cellular component (GO): membrane
Molecular function (GO): transmembrane transporter activity
Source: RefSeq, a predicted model, not a curated record
GCUUCCUUGAGGUUUCAGUAGCCUGAGACCAGUCCCCCAUCAUUGCCAGUAUGAAUGUUCAGGAUAACUCGGGGCCAGAGGACAGGCAAGUACAUCAGGUCGCUGACGACGACGAUGGAUUCGACCUUGACGAUCUGUUGCCAAUCGUCGGGGAGUUUGGUCGCUACCAACGGCUACUUCUAUGGUUCGUUUGCCUACCAGCAUGUUUGCCGUGCGGAUUUUGCGCUUUCAAUCAACUCUUCAUGUCUGAAACUCCUCUGCACUGGUGUAAAGUACCUGGACUAGAGGGACUCGAUCCUCUUCAGAGACGGCAUCUUGCCAUCCCUAAUCAGGGGGACAAUGAAACGUACAGCCGUUGCACCCGUUACAACGUCGAAUGGGAAACUCCGGCGGUGCUAAUGGCUGAGUAUCUUACACCCAACGCUUCCUGGUCUGAAAUCCCGUGCGAUCAUGGCUGGGAGUACGAUGAGUCGGAGGUGACUUCUUCCAUCGUUAUCGACUUCAAUCUCGUCUGUAAUUAUUCCAUCUACCCAACAUUUGGACUGGUUGCUCUUAACACAGGGGGACCGAUCGGCGUUUACCUCUUCGGCAUGUUGAAUGAUAGAAUCGGACGCCGACUAUCGUUCUUCACAUGUUUGGCAACGCUGAUCACGGGUGGAUUCCUAACAUCUGUGGCAAACACCUUCUGGACUUGGGCUGGAACCCGAUUCAUUGUGGGCCUGACGAUUCCCGCAAUUUAUCAAAUACCGUUCAUUAUUUCUCUGGAGCUAGUGGGACCAAAUUACCGUUCCUUCGUCACUGUUAUGACGUGCACAUUCUACACUAUUGGACUGUGUACGCUGGCGGGUGUUACAUAUCUGGUUCGAGACUGGCGACUCCUCGCCCUGACGACCAGUGCCCCGUUCCUACUGUAUUUCCUGUAUUGGUGGUUUCUUCCAGAAUCUCCGCGCUGGCUGCUGGCGAAGGGUCGUCUGGAGGAAGCGAAGGAAAUUCUGGAAACACUCGCAAGGGUGAAUGGCAAAGAGCUCCCCGAUUCGUUCACCCAGAAGCUCCGCCAGCGGAUGACCAUGUCACGAUCUAAGAGCGAGGAGGAACGACUACGCAGCGGACCCGGCAUCCUCGCACUUUUCAAAACGCCAAACAUGCGUCUUAAAACCUGCCUGAUAACACUGAACUGGUUUGCCAACAACAUGGUUUACGUUGGCCUCUCGUAUUAUGGACCAGCGCUCGGAAGUGAAGAGCAUUUGAGUUUCUUCUUUUCGUCGUUGGCAGAAAUACCAAGCUACAUGGCAUGCUGGGUGGUCAUGGAUCGUUGGGGUAGACGGUGGCCCCUAUGUCUCUGUAUGGUCGUAGCUGGUGCGUCGUGCAUAGCGACGGUCCUUCUACCCGAAGACGCCGUUACAGCGACUCUAAUUUUAUUCUUGCUGUCCAAGUCCGCGAUUUCAGCGUCCUUCCUCAUUAUCUACCCGUUCGCCGGUGAACUUUAUCCAACUCAACUGCGGGGAGCUGCUAUUGGAUUUUCCGCUUAUGUCAGUGGAUUAGGAUUGAUCAUCAUACCGUUCAUCACAUACUUGGGUACAGAGAACCUCGUCCUCCCCCUAAUCAUUCUUGGAAUGGUGUCGAUGAUCGGCGGGCUCUCAGGGCUCCGUUUACCGGAGACUUUACAUUAUCGUUUACCACAGACAGUGGAGGAGGGUGAGCUGUUUGGAAAAAAUUGGGCGUGGGCAGAUUGUAUACGAUGUAUACCGAAAAGGCCAUCGUCGACGACGACUUCGUAUGAGGAUCUUUCAUCCGGUGAGACGGUUGAAAUGCAGCAAGCGCCAGACCCGUUUCAUGCUACCGACAAAACUGCUUUCGAGGAGUCUCCACUCAAUGCUGGAAAGGAUUGCCGUGAUUCUCAUGCCAGUAUGCGACGACUUGUUCGCCAAUCAAGCGUGAUGGAUACACAGCGAGACUCUGAUGGUGCCAUAAAGUUGGCUUAUUGGUUUUAGAGUCAGACCUCUGGAAAUUCUUCGUUAAUGCCAUAAGCGAUCAUUCUCCGUCAAUCUGGUUUUCCAGCAAACGAACCAAAGCGUCACUGGUUUGGAACAUUGGGCCGUGUCCAGGGAUAAUGUAAUCAGCAUAUUUCAUUAUUCGCA